Molecule: messenger RNA, 3923 nt
Organism: Ficedula albicollis (Collared flycatcher)
Lineage: Eukaryota; Metazoa; Chordata; Aves; Passeriformes; Muscicapidae
Gene: RAB39B
Product: RAB39B, member RAS oncogene family
Exons: 2
Coding region: 40-681 (213 amino acids)
Biological process (GO): Rab protein signal transduction
Cellular component (GO): Golgi membrane
Molecular function (GO): GTPase activity; GTP binding
Source: RefSeq, a predicted model, not a curated record
GGGGGGGCGGGCGGGCACUGAGGGGCCGGCGGCAGCAGGAUGGAGGCGAUCUGGCUGUACCAGUUCCGCCUGAUUGUCAUCGGCGACUCCACAGUGGGCAAGUCCUGCCUCAUUCGCCGCUUCACCGAGGGGCGCUUCGCCCAGAUCUCCGACCCCACCGUGGGCGUGGAUUUCUUCUCCAGGCUGGUGGAGAUCGAGCCUGGCAAGAGGAUCAAGCUGCAGAUCUGGGACACGGCCGGGCAGGAGCGGUUCCGGUCUAUCACCAGAGCCUACUACAGGAACUCGGUUGGAGGACUCCUCCUCUUUGACAUUACAAACCGCAGGUCUUUCCAGAACGUCCAUGAGUGGCUGGAGGAGACCAAGGUGCAUGUCCAGCCAUACCAGAUCGUCUUUGUUCUGGUAGGUCACAAGUGUGACCUUGACACACAGCGGCAAGUGACCAGGCACGAGGCAGAGAAACUGGCGGCUGCCUAUGGUAUGAAGUACAUUGAGACCUCAGCUCGGGAUGCCAUUAACGUGGAGAAGGCCUUCACUGAUCUGACUCGUGAUAUAUAUGAGCUUGUGAAGAGGGGAGACAUUUCAAUCCAGGAGGGAUGGGAAGGUGUAAAGAGUGGGUUUGUCCCAAAUGUAGUGCACUCUUCAGAAGAAGUGGUGAAAUCAGAUAGACGGUGCUUGUGCUGAGCUCCUCUAGAGAGGUGAGUGGUGAUGAACUCUACUAACCAAAUGUACUUUACUAAGUGAACUCAGUGUGACAGAAGGGAGAGCAACACUCCCGUUGUGAACAGCCUCCCACAUUGUUUUGGACACCAGGACAAACCCUGGAAAGAAAUGUUCUGUUCCAAAUAACCUUUCAGAACUGGGGGCUACAAACCUGAAGGAGAAUGAGUAAGGGUGCGUGUGGAUGUUGUAAGGACAUAGGAAGCAGAAAUGAGGGGCUGCACAACACAGGAGAGAGUAUACAGAGCUGAAUGGCUGGUACAUGCCAGGCUACUGUACACGUUACCUUUUAAGUAAACCUAUAGCCCCCUGCUGGCUUUUGGAGCCACAGGAUGGAUACUCAGGCGUAUGACAAACAGGCAGACAGAGAGAAAGCAGGAGGACAUCUUGGUUUGUGUCAGCUAUUUCUUUCCAGGAAGGUCUAAAGGCAGCACAGAAACCAUUUCCUCAUAUGGACGGUUCUGCAGAAGAAGUUUACUGACAUGGUAUGCACACUUCUAAGUUUUCUUUCUUAUGUUCUUGAACCUAGUUCGAUAGCAAAGAAUAUUUUUUGGGAUUUAAAGAGGAAAACAGUAGUUAUUUGAUUGGUAAUUAAAAUUUAAAUUAUUUCUCCCUUAACAGUGUUUUUCUUGCUGUGCUGUACCAAGACUCUAAGUGGCAACUCUUACUGCAGUAGUGAUUAUUCAAAGUAAUUUUUACUCAUUUACUGUCUGGGUGAGUACCUUGAAAAUACCCCAAGUUCAGGGCUUUCCAGUAGAAUUAAGUGAUCAAGAACAUGUCCUCAGGUGUUAUGUCUUAAGACUGGGGUGUUGCAUCCAGGUGGGACACACCAUUUCUGUCUCAGUAAUAGCACUGUGCUGACCUUACCAGCCAGGUCACAAGGAGGAAUGUAAAGGAGGGAGGGAAAAAAGAAACCCAACAAAAUGAGAAACUUGAAAAGCUUAACUCAGGUGCAUCAGACAUCCUAAAAGGUGUAAAUUGCUCUUAAAGAAGUUAAAUAGCAUUGAAAGCAACAGCUUCCAUUGGUACUUUCUGCUGUUAAAGUGUAAUUUUCUGUCUUGACCUCUGUGGAAGAGAACUGGCACUGAGAAGGUGGAAUACACAGCAGGAGUGUCUGAGCAGGUGGAAAGGAAAGCCUCAAGACACACUCAAGAAUAAAAUUUGUUUUCCUCCUGACAAAAGAGGAUCCAUCUCUGGCUGGCCAUCAUGGGGUGGCAGCCAUGCCACAAAAGAUGCAUGUAGGUGGAUGUUUCCUGGGAAUGCCAUUCACCACUUUGCUUCUGCCAAAUUCUAACCCAAGUUUUUGAAGUGCAAUGGAAUGACAGCGCUCCUGUAGCAAAUUAGGAAAGUUCAACCUGUUGAAAGCGAACAAACAAAACUAUAGUGACUUUUUUACUUGUGUUUGAAAGCUUUAUACACCAAACUGCAACGGGCAGGAGGAAGGGAUUAGGCAAAAGCCACAGGAAGCAUCUAGUAUUUAUUUUAGGCCUCUGAGUAGAGAAAAAAAAAAUUGUUCCAGCUUUUUAAUCUGCCCCAUCUACAGAAAAAUAGGUCUUGAUUACUGUUGAGUUCAGACUGUUUCUCCUUCUGAACCCGUUCUCACAGUUUACAGCAGCACAUGGGCAGGUCUAUAUAAAGAAAAAAUGUGCAGUUUCUGUAUUGAAGCUGUAAAAAACCCCAAACCCAUAGCAAACCCAACCCAGCAAUCCAAGCCCUGAGCACUUUUGGUUUUGGUGUUCUAGGAACAUUUCAGUUCCUGGGCUCUGCAGGGGAGCAGCAGCACUGCACCUGCUGGGAGGGCACAGGGAGCAAAUGCCAGGAAGGGGAAUGGCAUUGGCCUGGUGCUUCUUGGUGAGCUUGUCACUGCUUGGAACUGGCUGUCAAUGUAUCCUUGUGCUGAGUUGAGUGCCCUGAAGAUGAAAAAAACAAGAGAAGUAUGCCCUUUACAAAAUCUAUUUCUGGGUGAGCAAAGGUGGGUGCAGGGAGCACCCCAGGAACUGGGCAGAUGCCAGGGCAGAGUGCAGGGUUUGCUCAGACCAGCUCAGUCAGUUGCAUUUCACAAAGGCAGGGACAGACAGUACCAAAGGGUCAGUUUCUUUGUUCCAUGGAUGGAAAGUCCACCAAACAGCUGCUUCAGCUUUUCAGGGGCUAGCUGGACACUAGGUGUGUCUGGAGGUGUCUGGAUGAAGAUAGCAGCAGCCCUAAGGGCAGAGCCGGAGUGUGAUGUGAGGGGCAGUGAGGAGUUUGAUCAGGCAUUUUAGCAAUAGUCAAAUUCUGUAAUUCCCUAUUCGAGAGCCUGGCCAGAGGGGAAAGAUCACUUUUCAUGAGACAGACAAUAUUUUAUUUAAUGGGUUUUGGACAUUCCCCUUUACUGCUCCCAGGGAGAAAUUCCAGAAAGCCUAAGGCAGUAAGUGCAUUCAGGCCUUCAGAGUACAUCUUCAAUUUAAAUACAAAAGUGUUCUAAUUCUAAAGAGGAACAGUACAGAAGAAAAUGUACAUGGUCUUAACUACUUAGAGUUAAUAAAUUGUUAUAUUAAAUGAUAGAGAAAUCAUUAUCUACAUCUUUUUCUAAUUCCUUGCAUUUUCUAGACAGCUUAUUAAGAUAUAGGAAAUGUAGAUUCAUCUGUACAAAAUUUGGAAUGUUUUUUCUAGGAUGAAGAACUUAUUGGAUACAGUAAGAAUUCUUUUCUAACAAUUGGUUUUAAUGCUUUGACUUAGAGAGACUUUGAGAAAUCAGAAGGUGAUACCUCUCACAGGCUAUAGGUCAGGAGCUCUUAGACUCUAGGAGAAAAAAGAGGAUAAAAAAGCAAAAGCUAACUUUGUGGUCUCUACCACAUAUUAAUCUGCAUGUUAAACUGAACUUGCUCAGAACCUCCAGAAUAAAAGCGUACUUUACACUGUCCUCGCUUUGUUAUGCACUGUAACGAAAUGUGAAAAUAAUGCUGUAUUUAGCUGUCCGUAUGUGAUUGAAAAUAUGCUUGUAUUUAGCAAAAUGGUUACUAUGUGAUAAUGUGAAAUUCAAAACUUGUAAAGAAACCUUGGUGGUUUUGUCUUUUUCCCUUUCCCCCUGCCCAUUCUCUCUUAGUGUGUUCCCUGCUCCCUGUCCCUGCUCUGUAUUCCAGCCAGGGCUGGAUCCACCAUUCCCAGGCAUUGCCUCACAGACACUGGACACUCUUCCCUGCAGGGUCUGCCUCACUGUGCAGAAC